Messenger RNA from Nannospalax galili (Upper Galilee mountains blind mole rat), 4952 nucleotides. RefSeq names its product LDL receptor related protein 5 (gene Lrp5). Gene Ontology annotation, molecular function: protein binding. The record is from RefSeq and is a predicted model, not a curated record. NCBI's taxonomy places the organism in Eukaryota, Metazoa, Chordata, Mammalia, Rodentia, Spalacidae. The transcript is spliced from 22 exons. Bases 402 to 4757 code for a protein of 1451 amino acids.
CCUCGCCUCUCCUGCUGUUUGCCAACCGCCGGGACGUGCGGCUGGUGGACGCUGGUGGAGUGAAGCUGGAGUCCACCAUAGUGGCCAGCGGCCUGGAGGAUGCGGCAGCCGUGGACUUCCAGUUCUCCAAGGGUGCUGUGUACUGGACAGAUGUGAGCGAGGAAGCCAUUAAACAGACCUACCUGAACCAGACUGGGGCAGCUGCACAGAGUGUCGUCAUCUCUGGCCUUGUGUCACCUGAUGGCCUUGCCUGCGACUGGGUUGGCAAGAAGCUGUACUGGACAGACUCAGAGACCAACCGCAUCGAGGUGGCCAACCUCAAUGGGACAUCUCGCAAGGUGCUCUUCUGGCAAGACCUGGACCAACCGAGGGCCAUUGCUCUGGACCCCGCACAUGGGUACAUGUACUGGACAGACUGGGGGGAGACUCCCCGGAUCGAACGGGCGGGAAUGGAUGGCAGCACCCGGAAGAUCAUCGUGGACUCUGACAUUUACUGGCCUAACGGGCUAACCAUUGACCUAGAGGAACAAAAGCUGUACUGGGCUGACGCCAAGCUCAGUUUCAUCCACCGAGCCAACCUGGACGGCUCUUUCCGGCAGAAGGUGGUGGAGGGCAGUCUCACGCACCCCUUUGCCCUGACACUCUCUGGGGACACUCUCUACUGGACGGACUGGCAAACCCGCUCCAUCCACGCCUGCAACAAGCAGACUGGGGAGAAGAGGAAGGAGAUCCUCAGCGCCCUCUAUUCACCCAUGGACAUCCAGGUGCUCAGCCAGGAGCGGCAGCCUCCCUUACACACCCGGUGUGAAGAGGACAACGGUGGCUGCUCCCACCUAUGCCUGCUCUCCCCGAGGGAUCCUUUUUACACGUGCGCCUGCCCCACUGGGGUACAGCUUCAGGACAACGGCAAGACGUGUAAGGCAGGGGCUGAGGAGGUGCUGCUGCUGGCCCGGAGGACAGACCUGCGGAGGAUCUCGCUGGACACGCCCGACUUCACAGACAUUGUGCUGCAAGUGGGUGACAUACGACAUGCCAUCGCUAUCGACUAUGACCCUCUGGAGGGCUAUGUGUACUGGACGGACGAUGAGGUGCGGGCCAUCCGCAGGGCAUAUCUUGAUGGGUCUGGGGCACAGACACUGGUCAACACGGAGAUCAACGACCCUGAUGGCAUCGCUGUGGACUGGGUCGCCCGAAACCUCUACUGGACAGACACAGGCACUGACCGCAUUGAGGUGACUCGCCUCAAUGGCACCUCCCGAAAGAUCCUGGUGUCUGAGGACCUGGAUGAACCCCGGGCCAUCGUGCUGCACCCUGUGAUGGGCCUCAUGUACUGGACAGAUUGGGGGGAGAAUCCCAAAAUCGAGUGUGCCAACCUGGAUGGGCGAGAUCGGCGUGUCCUGGUGAACACCUCCCUCGGGUGGCCCAAUGGGCUGGCCCUGGACCUACAGGAGGGCAAGCUGUACUGGGGAGAUGCCAAGACAGACAAAAUUGAGGUGAUCAAUGUGGAUGGGACAAAACGGCGGACCCUGCUGGAAGACAAGCUCCCACACAUUUUUGGGUUCACGCUGCUCGGGGACUUCAUCUACUGGACUGAUUGGCAGCGGCGCAGUAUCGAACGGGUGCACAAGGUCAAGGCCAGCCGGGAUGUCAUCAUCGAUCAGCUACCCGAUCUGAUGGGACUCAAAGCAGUGAAUGUGGCCAAAGUUGUUGGAACCAACCCAUGUGCGGAUGGGAAUGGGGGUUGCAGCCAUCUAUGUUUCUUUACACCCCACGCCACCAAGUGCGGCUGCCCCAUCGGCCUGGAGCUGCUGAGCGACAUGAAGACCUGUAUCAUCCCCGAGGCCUUCCUGGUCUUCACCAGCAGAGCCACCAUCCACAGGAUCUCCCUAGAAACCAAUAACAACGAUGUGGCCAUCCCACUCACUGGCGUCAAGGAGGCCUCCGCACUGGAUUUUGACGUGUCCAACAACCACAUCUACUGGACGGAUGUGAGCCUCAAGACCAUCAGCCGAGCCUUCAUGAACGGGAGCUCUGUAGAACAUGUGAUUGAGUUUGGCCUGGACUACCCUGAAGGCAUGGCUGUCGACUGGAUGGGCAAGAACCUCUAUUGGGCAGACACAGGGACAAACAGGAUCGAGGUGGCCCGGCUGGAUGGGCAGUUCCGGCAGGUGCUUGUGUGGAGGGAUUUGGACAACCCCAGGUCUUUGGCCCUGGAUCCCACUAAAGGAUACAUCUACUGGACUGAGUGGGGCGGCAAGCCAAGGAUCGUGCGGGCAUUCAUGGAUGGGACUGAUUGCAUGACUCUAGUGGACAAGGUGGGCCGAGCCAAUGACCUCACCAUUGACUAUGCUGACCAGCGCCUCUACUGGACCGAUCUGGAUACCAACAUGAUUGAGUCGUCUAACAUGCUGGGUCAAGAGCGCAUGGUUGUUGCGGACGACCUGCCCUAUCCCUUUGGCCUGACACAGUACAGUGACUACAUCUACUGGACUGACUGGAACCUGCACAGCAUCGAGCGGGCUGAUAAGACCAGUGGGCGAAACCGUACCCUCAUCCAGGGCCACCUGGACUUCGUGAUGGAUAUCCUGGUGUUCCACUCCUCCCGUCAGGAUGGCCUCAACGACUGUGCGCACAGCAACGGCCAGUGUGGGCAACUGUGCCUCGCCAUCCCUGGAGGCCACCGCUGCAGCUGCGCCUCACACUACACGCUGGACCCCAGCAGCCGUAACUGCAGCCCGCCCUCCACCUUCUUGCUGUUCAGCCAGAAAUUCGCCAUCAGCCGCAUGAUUCCCGAUGACCAGCGCAGCCCGGACCUCAUCCUGCCCCUGCACGGGCUGAGGAACGUCAGGGCCAUCGGCUAUGACCCACUGGACAAGUUCAUCUACUGGGUGGACGGGCGUCAGAACAUCAAGCGAGCCAAGGAUGACGGCACCCAGCCCUCUGUUCUGACCUCUUCCGGCCAAAGCCUGAGCCCAGACAGACAGCCACAUGACCUCAGCAUUGACAUCUACAGCCGGACACUGUUCUGGACCUGUGAGGCCACCAACACCAUCAAUGUCCACCGUCUGGAUGGGGAGGCCAUGGGUGUGGUCCUUCGGGGGGACCGUGACAAGCCAAGGGCCAUUGCUGUCAAUGCUGAACGAGGGUACCUGUACUUCACCAACAUGCAGGACCACGCGGCCAAGAUCGAGCGCGCUGCCCUAGACGGCACUGAACGCGAGGUCCUCUUCACCACGGGCCUUAUCCGCCCAGUGGCCCUUGUGGUAGACAAUGCUCUGGGCAAGCUCUUCUGGGUAGAUGCAGACCUGAAGCGUAUUGAAAGCUGUGACCUGUCAGGGGCGAACCGCCUGACCCUGGAGGACUCCAACAUCGUGCAGCCGGUGGGCUUGACGGUGCUUGGCAGGCACCUCUACUGGAUAGAUCGCCAGCAACAGAUGAUUGAGCGUGUGGAGAAGACUACUGGGGACAAGCGGACUCGUGUCCAGGGCCGCGUCACCCACCUGACAGGCAUCCAUGCUGUGGAGGAAGUCAGCCUGGAGGAGUUCUCAGCCCAUCCAUGUGCCCGGGAUAACGGCGGCUGCUCCCAUAUCUGCAUUGCCAAGGGUGACGGAACGCCUCGGUGCUCAUGCCCUGCCCACCUUGUGCUCCUGCAGAACCUGCUGACUUGUGGUGAACCUCCCACCUGCUCCCCUGACCAGUUUACAUGUGCCACCGGUGAGAUAGACUGCAUCCCCGGAGCCUGGCGCUGUGAUGGCUUUCCUGAGUGUGCCGACCAGAGUGACGAGGAGGGCUGCCCCGUGUGCUCAGCCUCCCAGUUCCCCUGUGCACGCGGCCAGUGCGUGGACCUGCGCCUACGCUGUGAUGGUGAAGCCGACUGCCAGGACCGCUCAGAUGAAGCCAACUGUGAUGCUGUGUGCCUGCCCAACCAGUUCCGGUGCGCCAGUGGCCAGUGCGUCCUCAUCAAGCAGCAGUGCGACUCCUUCCCCGACUGCGCCGAUGGCUCCGAUGAGCUCCUAUGUGAAAUCACCAACCCACCAUCUGACGACACCCCAGCCCACAGCAGCGCCAUCGGGCCCAUCAUUGGCAUCAUCCUGUCGCUCUUCGUCAUGGGCGGGGUCUACUUUGUCUGCCAGCGUGUGAUGUGCCAGCGCUACACGGGGGCCAAUGGGCCCUUUCCCCAUGAAUAUGUCAGUGGAACCCCUCAUGUACCUCUCAACUUCAUUGCUCCAGGCGGCUCGCAGCAUGGUCCCUUCCCAGGCAUCUCUUGCAGCAAGUCAAUGAUGAGCUCCAUGAACCUGGUUGGGGGCCGGGGCGGCGUGCCCCUCUAUGACCGGAACCACGUCACCGGGGCCUCGUCCAGCAGCUCAUCCAGCACAAAAGCCACGCUGUAUCCACCGAUCCUGAACCCACCGCCAUCCCCUGCCACAGAUCCCUCCCUGUACAACAUGGACAUGUUCUAUUCUUCAAACAUUCCGGCCACCACCAGACCGUACAGGCCCUACAUCAUUCGUGGUAUGGCACCCCCAACAACGCCUUGCAGCACAGAUGUGUGCGACAGCGACUACAGCACCAGCCGCUGGAAGACCAGCAAGUACUACCUGGAUUUGAACUCGGACUCAGACCCUUACCCGCCCCCACCCACACCCCACAGUCAGUACCUCUCGGCGGAAGACAGCUGCCCGCCCUCACCUGUCACCGAGCGGAGCUACUGUCACCUCUUUCCCCCACCUCCGUCCCCCUGCACGGACUCAUCCUGACCUUGGCCGCCCACCUCGGCCUCGCUGUGCCCCUGUAAAUAUUUUUAAAUAUGAACAAAGGAAAAAAUAUAUUUUAUGAUUUAAAAAUAAAUAUAAUUGGGAUUUUAAAAACAUGAGAAACGUGAACAGUGACGGGGGUGGGCUGGGCAAACCUUGUACAAUGGAGAAAAUAUUUAUAAACUUGAUUUUUUUAAA